Molecule: messenger RNA, 3108 nt
Organism: Polypterus senegalus (gray bichir)
Lineage: Eukaryota; Metazoa; Chordata; Cladistia; Polypteriformes; Polypteridae
Exons: 5
Coding region: 68-1114 (348 amino acids)
Biological process (GO): positive regulation of inflammatory response; positive regulation of cell-cell adhesion; positive regulation of phagocytosis
Cellular component (GO): plasma membrane
Molecular function (GO): thrombospondin receptor activity
Source: RefSeq, a predicted model, not a curated record
GUGUGGCUCUUCCAAGGUUGGUGUGAAAAACAGUUUUGGACUGAUUACACAAAUAGUGGACAUCAAAAUGAAGAUCCUAUUCUUGCUGUGUAUCUGUAAUUUCUUCCCAGGAUCAGUCUUUGGACAAAUGAAGGUUAUAACAGCUCCAUCCUUACAAGGCUAUUCUCAUGAAGACAUCAAACUGCCUUGUGAUGCCAGUCUUAACAGGAAUGACAUUAGGCUGAUGUGGAUAACAUGGAUUCAGAAUGCUACGAAGGUUUACGAAUAUGAUGGAUCCAGUGGAAAACAGAUUGUAGAAAUACCAGGAUACGAUAUUGAUCUUAAGCAAGUAGAGCAAGGAGAUAUAGCCUUGACAAUAGCAAGGAAUACUUUAACACCUGGAGUAUAUACAUUUAAAUGUGAAGUAACAGAAGGCUCAGCUGAAGGCAGAGGAGAAACUACACUAACAGUAAGAGCACCACCUCAGAUUUUGACUGUUAAUGCAGCAAGAAGUGUCACUGUCAAAGAACUACCAUAUGACCUGACAUGCAGUGUACCUAACCUGAGAUGGAACAAGGUGGAAAAAAUGACCCUUACUUGGAAAGAGAAUGGAAAGGAUCUGUGUUUCUUUGAUGGAUCCAAUAGUGAUGCACAACAGUCCAAGAAAUGUCACUGUGUUGAAUGUUACCCAUCUCUGUGCUUACUUACUUUAAGAGAUGCCCACAUAUCAGAUGUUAAUUAUACAUGCAUUGUAACUGAAGGAAAUGCAGAAGGAAAUGCUGCAAUAGAAGUAACAUUUAAAGCACCACCUCAGAUUUUGACUGUUAAUGCAGCAAGAAGUGUCACUGUCAAAGAACUCCCAUAUGACCUGACAUGCAGUGUACCUAACCUGAGAUGGAACAAGGUGGAAAGAAUGACCCUUACUUGGAAAGAGAAUGGAAAGGAUCUGUGUUUCUUUGAUGGAUCCAAUUUUGAUGCACAACAGUCCAAGAAAUGUCAUUGUGUCAAGAGUUACCCAUCUCUUUGCUUACUUUCAUUAACUGAUGCCCACAUAUCAGACGUUAAUUAUACAUGCAUUGUAACUGAAGGAAAUGCAGAAGGAACCGCUACAAUAGCAGUGAAAUUUAAAGAUUGAAGUCAUCACAUGUUGGAGGAGCAGAAUCUUUCUGGAAGGAGAAGAAUACUUUCUUGUAAAGUUUAAAAAGUGGCUCUUUACAAAGAUGCUUUAAUCCUUUCUAUGCUAAAACAACCUGCUAUGUCAACACAGCUUGUCAUGUUACUUGGCUACCUAUUGAAAAUCUACCUUAAUCUCUUAAUGAUUUGGUGUUUGCUUAAAAAAUACCUGAAUGUUUUGAUAAUUAGUUAAGUAGAAAGUCUAAAAGCUCAGUGGCAUUGUAAGUGUAGAUUUUAAGAAUGCUACUGUGGGGUGAUGUUUGGUUAUAAGAGAUACGUAAUGGCAGAAGCACAUGAGCUCUGAAAUCACUUUUCAAACUUAUAAAAUACAUUUUUUUAAAAUGCAAAGUUAUCUUGGAGACAGGAUGUCAACAUCAUUCCUUGAAUAGUUUUAAAAGAUCAGAAAAAGAGCUGAUCAGAGAGAAGAAAGGAGGAAGCUAAAGUCAAGGCAAGAAUUCUCUUAAUCACUGCUGACACUUCAAGCAACGCAAAAAAUGGGCCACCUGGAAAGACCAAAUAUCUAGCAGUACCAGGUUGUAUUGGUGCUUAUUGCAAUCCUUUGUUUGCUUUUGUUUAUGGCACUAUUUGAAUAAUGUUUAAAACUGUUUUUUAAAGCGUGCUUUCAUGUUUCAUCUGAAGACAGUAUAGAUUCAAUACAUUAAACAAAAUGUUUUUGGAGAAAGACAAAUUAAAAUCUCAUGGUAUUAUGGUCACUAAAGGUGAAAAUGAUACAGGACUUUAGAAUAUCAGUCUUUUAAUUAAAUUAGCAGUGCAAAAGUUCUUAGACUCUUAGGAAAUUGUUCAUAUCUUGAAGGUGCUCAGUAGCCACGGUGGAGAGCUUGUCAUGUCAGAAUAGAGGAGUACAUGUCCUCAUUUUUUUGAAAAAUAAAACAUUGUAAAAACAAAAAAAAAAAAGAUAAAUAGGUCAUAAUCAGGCACCAUUUAAUACUUUUAACUUCACCACAACUAACUUUGCCUUUAAAAUAAAAUAGAUAAAUCUUUUUCAAGAGUCCCUUCUCCAUGUGGGCUGAUAGUCUCAGUUAUUUUUUAACUGUGUUGAUGGCUUGAUUUUUUUCCCUCAAAUUUAACUAUGAUGUAGGAAAGAUCCAACGAAAACGCCUGCCUUUUCAUAAAUAAAUGUUAUUGAGCUGGUCUUUACUGUACAGUUUUUUCACUGCAUGGAAUAAUAAAUCUAUAAAAAAUAAAAAUAAAAUAUUUUUUAACAGUUGGUUAGGCAAAGGUAUAUUAUUAGUCAGCUUUUUGACUGCCAAUGAGGUACUUUGUGAUUUUGAAACUGUAGAGGGAGAAGUGCUGCUCAGAUUUAAAAGGCUGAAAUCUAACAAAUCACCAGGACCAGAUAACAUUUAACCUCAAGUGCUUAAGGAGGUAAGUGAGUGUGUAUGUAUAACCUUGACAAAUAUUUUAGGACGCCACUGCGUACUGAGGAAAUUUCCAAGUACUGGAAAAUGGCAUCUACAUAGAAAUAUAAAAAACAUGGUGGUUAAAUUUGCAAAUUAUACCAAAUUAUGUGGGAUAUAAGUCAUUAAAAAGGACAGUAUACAGUUUUGGACAUAUUUGUGGCAGUAAAGUGUUCAAAAUUAUGAAAGGAAUUAGUACAGUGGAUCAAGACUGGUCGAGAAGUUGUUAAAUUUCGCUCUCACAUUUGAAAGUUUUUUGUCACAGAGAACCAUAGACACCUGAAACAAAUUAGCAAGUAGUGUGGUAAAAAGUAGGACUUUAGAGACUUUCAAAACUUGUCAAUGUCAUUUUAAGAGAUUUUGGCAAGUUUUUUUGACUGAAUGGCCUGGUCUUGUAAUUUUUCUAAUGUUCUAUUUGUUCACAUAUACAGAAUCACUUAAUCAUUACAUGUGUUACAGUAUGGGUGAGUGUUUUAUAAAGAAAUGUGUAUUUCCUGCUAUUACAAAAUAUUAAUAAUUAAAUUGCAAUUUCAUUCUA